UGACUGCCAAACAUGUGACGUCAUUACACUAGCGUUGGCGUCCAGUCUACCGUGAAUCAACGCUUCCAGUUUCUCUCGUUCUUCCUUAGAAAUCCAGUUAGUGUAAACAGCCAGCAGACAAACCUGAUCCGUCCCUCUCUCCUACAAGAAAACGUUUAGAACGUAUGACGAUCCACCCCAUCCACAGGUGAAGAUGUCCCUCUCUGGCUGGGUGUGUGUGGUCACUGGUGCCUCCAGGGGAAUCGGCAGGGGAAUAGCGCUCCAGCUUUCAGAGGCCGGAGCUACCAUUUACAUCACAGGGCGGCAAGAGAAGACCCUGAAACAAACUGCUGCAGAGGUGACUGAGAGAGGUGGAAAGUGUAUUCCAGUGAUAUGUGAUUCCACCAAGGAUGAAGACAUUAAGGCCCUUUUUGAAAGGAUCCAACAAGAGCAGGAUGGCAGACUGGACAUCUUGGUGAACAAUGCCUAUGCUGGAGUUAAGGAUAUCUUUGAUAACAUGGGGAAGAAGUUCUGGGAAACGGAUCCAUCUAUCUGGGAUUCUGUCAACAACACAGGCCUGAGGGGGCACUACUUUUUCUCCGUUUAUGGGUCCCGCUUAAUGGUGGCCCAAGGUCGGGGUUUAAUAGUGACCAUUUCCUCUAUGGGUGGGCUGCGCUACCUCUUCAAUGUGCCAUACGGGGUUGGUAAAGCAGCUUGUGACAGGCUGGCAGCCGACAUGGCGGUUGAGCUGAAGAGCCGGGGAGUGACUUCCAUCAGCCUGUGGCCGGGACCAGUACAAACAGAGCUUGUGUCACAGUUGGUAAUCCAGAAGGAUACACCACAGGGUUUGGACUCCAAGUUUAAGGACGUAUUUUCCAACGGGGAAACCACAGAACUAAGCGGGAAGUGCAUUGUCAGCCUUGCUAAUGAUAAAAAUCUGAUGUCUCUGACUGGGAAGGUGCUCAUGACGUGUGACCUGGCCAGACGCUAUGGGUUUAAAGAUGUCGAUGGGCGGGAUGUACUGGAUUUCACUUCCCUUAAAUUCCUCCUGAGCCAGGUCCCGUACCUCUCCUGGCUCUCAGCAGUCAUCCCGUCAUUUCUUCACCUGCCUCGCUUUGUGCUCACGCUGGCUAACGGUCGCUUCUAAAAGUCCCCCUGCAUCAAUCCCCAAACCACUAUUCUAUAAACCAGUUAUACUAUCCUAACCAUUGCUAAUUAACUAAAUGAAUAAGCUCUUGACUGUUUUAUGAAGAUGGGACUUUUAGAUUAUCAUACAGAAGGGGAGACGCAAUAAAGAAGGUCCACAUGAAGAAUGUUUUAACAUGUACACUAAUAUCAGCCAAAACUAACCCCUCAGUGUGUGUUGUAACAUCAGUGUGAUAUUUUCUAUGAAGCUGUGCAGCUUAAGAAAAAAAAA
Molecule: messenger RNA, 1396 nt
Organism: Cyprinodon tularosa
Lineage: Eukaryota; Metazoa; Chordata; Actinopteri; Cyprinodontiformes; Cyprinodontidae
Gene: dhrs1
Product: dehydrogenase/reductase (SDR family) member 1
Exons: 9
Coding region: 194-1126 (310 amino acids)
Source: RefSeq, a predicted model, not a curated record